Molecule: messenger RNA, 5057 nt
Organism: Oryctolagus cuniculus (rabbit)
Lineage: Eukaryota; Metazoa; Chordata; Mammalia; Lagomorpha; Leporidae
Source: RefSeq, a predicted model, not a curated record
ACGUCAUCUCUCAGCGCCGCACUGACCCCCGCCGGUGGAAAAGGGAACAGCUCCGCCGCCCUUCGCGUCUGUGUUGGGCUCCUGCUCCUUCAGUUAUCAUGGCGCCGUCGCUGUGGAAGGGGCUGGUAGGCAUCGGCCUCUUUGCUCUAGCCCACGCCGCCUUUUCCGCUGCUCAGCAUCGUUCUUAUAUGCGAUUGACAGAAAAGGAAGAGGAAUCACUGCCAACAGAUAUAGUGCUUCAGACACUUCUGGCCUUUGCAGUUACCUGUUAUGGUACAGUUCAUAUUGCAGGGGAAUUUAAAAACAUGGACGCUACUUCCGAACUAAAGAAUAAGACAUUUGAUACGUUAAGGAAUCACCCAUCCUUUUACGUCUUUAACCAUCGCGGUCGAGUACUGUUCCGGCCUUCAGAUACAAGAAAUUCUUCAAAUCAAGAUGCGUUGUCCUCUAACACAUCGGUGAAGUUACGAAAACUUGAGUCGCUGCGCCGUUAAUAUUUUACAAAUUAUAAUAGGACAGGACACAGAGCUCAAUAUGGAGUUUGGGGCAUAAAACACUCCCCACAUUAGUAUUUAUAUUGAUCUCUCAGACCAAUUUAAAAAAAAAUCUAUGGCCCUUGUUUGUACACUGCUGGUCAAGUCCUUAUUGCAGUAUUGGUUAUCUAUGAAAUGAAUCUUUGAAUUUCAUAUAAGGAAUUUUUUUUCAUUUAAGACAAAUUAAUUUUGUAAAGUCACUGUUUUGAACACAUUGAAAAAUGUUGAUGGUUUCUGUGAUUAUUUUCUUAAAUUUCUUUUCUUUUGCGCUACAGUUUUAGGAUCCUUUUGGAAAUACUGUGUGAUUACUCCAUUUUGCAGCAUGAAUUAUAGUAAAAUGGUCUUCAGUUCUUAGUAAAUGAACUUCCCUAAUGAGAUCAAAAUGGUGAUUUUCCACCCUUCUUUUAUCCCCUAAAAAGUGGCUCUGCUUCAGCAGAUAUUUGCCAGUUUUUAAUUGAUCCAUGACUUCUUACUCCACCCCACUCCCAUAUACUUUCUAGCAUUGACUUGUCUUGUUUAAUUACUUCUCUGAGAUUCUGUGUACAGUGAGAAAUUUUUGUUAGAAAUUCCUGUCAUACCAGAAGUAUUUAACAAGUUCAACUUGUUGUGAAGCCAUUUGUGUUUUAUAACACAAAAUGUGCUCUAAGUGAUUAUGUAAUAUAGGAAUACUUGAAGACAGACCAAAAAAGACCAUUUGUGAUUUCAUUAUCCUGCCUAUAUAGAAGAAUGAGAUUUGUUGAAAAAAAUGGAUUACUUGUCAUUAGUUUAACUUAUUCAGAGUCUCUGUUAGUUUAUUCCAUGCUAAACUAGUGAACUAAAUGAAAAUAAAGGAAACUUCUCAUUAAUCUAAAGGCAGACUUAAAGGAAUUGGGCCAAAUAUGUUCUAAAUAUUUAGAAUGAAUAUAUUUUUUUAGAAACUUCAAGGCCAUUUAGGAAAUUGUCUUGUAGUUUUGAUUAAAGAAAGUUUAGAGUUUUCUAUCUUCACUCUGUUGGUGAAGGUAAGCAUAAGGAUACAAAAAUGAAUUGUUUUAUAAACAGUGAUUUUACUCUUAGAGAAAUUUGGCUAGCUCUUUGAUCUAGAAAGCUUCAGGAAUCUCAGCAUUUUGGUGUGGACAAUAAUGCAUUUUUUUAAUUGUACAGGUGUAAACACAUUGCUUUUGUUGAAUUGUAUAGGUGUAAAGGGAAUACCUGUAUGCAGGUUUGAAAAGGAAAUAUGCUUUAGGCAAGAGUCAUAAGAUGCCCUUGUACUUGAUGGCAUUUUUCCUUUAGAAACAAACCUCACUUCUUUUAUUCUGCCUGGUAAUGCACAGCCCAAAGGCAUGAGAUGAAUUUGUCAUUGGAUUUUUAUUAUGCUGUUUUGUUCUGUUUUGUUUUGCCUAUCCAGUCUGUCUGUGGAACACUGACUCUGCUCACUAAUGAGAACAAAGUUAGAAUCUGCUGAUAGCCUGAAAUAAUUUAGUUAAAAGUGUGAAGGCAGGAGUUCAAGUGAUGUUAAUUAAAUCAAAAUAGUGUGUGAAAAACAUGCUCCUUAUAUCAGUCUUGUCUACCGUUUCCUCAGGUAUGACUUGAUUUGAGAGAAUUUCUUGUUUUCUUCUCUUUUGAGGCCAAAUAAUGUUGUUGAGAUGUAGUUUGCCUACCUUACAGUUGACCCAUUUAAAGGGUAUAAUUCUGUGACUUUCAAUGAUUUCACAAAAUUGUGAAAUAUCAGCCACUUUUAGAACAUUUCGCAGUCCCAUAAAGAAUCCCCCUGCACUUUAAAACUUGCCUCAUUUUCUCCCAAUGCUGGCUCCACUCCACCCCUGUCAACCCUAGGGAACUACUGAUCUACUUUCUGUCUGUAUAGAUGCACCUUCUCUGGACAUUUAAUAUAAAUGGAUUCAUAGGGUAUCUGGUCUUCCGUGAGUGACUUCUCCCAAAGGAUUGUUAUGUGGAGAAAGAAGUUGUUCUUAUCUUGUGAUUAAUUAUUGUUGUGAAAGGCCAUGAUUGGCCAAAUGAAUAUAUCUAAGGAGAGAAGACUAGAUACUUAACAGGUUUCUCAGAUGAUCGUAUGUAACAGUUUUUUUUAUAGCAUUCAUAGUGUAUUGCUUAUUAUAUUUUGGCUGGUUUCUAGAAUGGAUAUUGAACUCCUUGCUGCUCAGUUAGGAAAGACCUGCUAAAAUUGAUGCCAAAUAAUUUGGCAUAUAAUUGACGUAGUAAUUUCCAGUGUAUACAUCUUCGCCAGCAGCUUGUAUACCUCAGGUCAACUGAGGUCCCCAAAUUUCUUUUUUAAUUGACUCCAGUCAAUUUCUGUUGACUUUUCCAAGUAUGUACCAUAGGACUAAAGGUGAUUUGGGUAACCCUGCUAAAUGUAUUAAGUAUGGAACUUGAUUUACAGUACUAUUAGACAGUCUGUUACUGCCUAAGGCAGUUUAAAAAUAUGUGAGCUAGUCUGCAGUUGAUUAGGAUUUCAGUGACAUUCAGAAAUGUGUAUCAACCAAAGUUCUCAAGAAUACUGGAAGACUCACUUUUUUUUUUAACAUUUAUUUUAUUUAUUUGAGGGACAGAGUUUCAGAGAGAGAGGUCUUCCUUCCACUGGUUCACUCCCCAGAUGGCCACAAUGGCCAGAGCUGCGCCGAUCUGAAGCCAGGAGCCAGGAGCUUCUUCUGGGUCUCCCACAUGAGUACAGGGGCCCAAAGCCUUGGUCCAUCUUCUACUGCUUUCCUAGGCCAUAGCAGAGAACUGUAUCGGAAGAGGAGCAGCUGGGACUAGAACCAGCGCCCAUAUGGGAUGCCGGUACUUCAGGCCAGGGCUUUAACCCACUACACCAUAGCGCUGGCCCCAGACUCACUUCUUAAUAACCAAGGAACCAGCCAAAUGGCCCAGUGGCAAAAAAAAAAAAAAAAAAAAAAAAAAAAAACAGACUUUUGAGUUGGAAACUCCUGUGAUCUCUGACUUCCUACUGAUCGUUUCCUAAGCACUGUGGCUUAGUUCUGAGUGGCACAGCAACAUCUUCCUGGUUGUAUGUGGCCUGUUUCCAUGAGCUAUUGAGUGCUGUUGUUUGUUGUGAGCGUCAGUGCCUGUAACACCAAGCUAAACACAUUCUUUGGAUAUAGUCUCUCUCUUUAAAUGACCUUACCCUGUCCAAUAAGUAAAUGAUUGUCUCACCCUGUUUGUGGUAGCAGUUUUUUGUUUGUUUGUUUUAUUUUGUUUUGCGUUUUAGAUUUUUUUAAUCUCACUUCUGUUUCUCUGUACCCAGAAAAAUGUAAGAGCUAAUUUUAUGACUAUAUUUUCCAGUGUGAUUUUGUUUUACUAAAUUCAAUAGAUACUUUAUACUUAAUUGUACAUAUCAACUCUUAUUGCAAUUUUAAGCUUUAAUAGUCAGAAUGUAUAAUCUCAUUUAUAUUCAUGAAUCGGUAAGUGCUCGUUGAGGUAUAGGAAUUGGUUCUUGAGAAGCAGUGUCUGUAAUCAUUCCAUCGCAAGCAAAUUUCUUAUAGGCAGACAGCUCAUACAAAAUAUCACUUGUACCUAACAGGAAAUCAUGUUUUAAGUGUAAGAGAAUGAGAAAAUGCAAGGGGAAAAUUUCUACUUUGUAAAACUUGGCAGUUACCUAAAGUAUUUUGAAAACACUACCAGUAUUCAAGCCUACUUAGAACUAACUCAAAAUAAACUGCUAAGCAAUGUUAUUUAAAAAGGAGGAAAAAAGAUAACAUGUGACGAAAGGAUCAGACAGUUUAGAAAGGCACAAAAAUAAAUCUUUUGUUCUCUUCCUUCCUACUCUAAUAUUUCACCUGAAGGUAACCAGCAUCAACAGUCUCGUUGUUCUUAUAGGAAUAAAACCUUUUAUUUACCAGUGAACAUACAUUUAAAAAAAUUUACAUUAAGGAAUCAGACAAUAUGUACUGUUCUGUACCUUGCUUUCUUCUGCUGUGUCUUAGGAAAUCUUUAUUUGUACAGAAAUAAUGAUUUUUAAUAACUCUGGUGUCCCAGUAUACAUUAGUGGGCUUUUAGUUUUCCAAUAUUUUAUUAAAUUGUAUUGUAGUGAACAUACUUGUACAUAUAAUGAGACUGUAUCAGUAGAAUUAAUUUAUAGCAAUAUAAUUGCUAGAUCAAAGAGUAAUUUUCAUUUUCAGUGCAGUAGUCUGCUGCCAGAUUGUCCUCUGGAAACCUUUGCCUGGUGUGCUUCUACAUACAGUGUGAGAAUGAUUGUUUACGGGACUGGCGCUGAUAGUGGGUACUACUUUUUAUGUUUGAUCAUGUGAAAGUAAAUGAGUGAUAUCUUGCAUUUUUAUGAGGAGAUGCAACACAUUUUCAGGUGUAUUGAUUACUGCUAUUUCAUUUUCUGUGAGCUGUAUGAUUAUAUUCUGUUUCCUAUUAGAUGAUUUGUUUUUUAUUGAUUUGUAUGAGCUUUUUGUAAGCUAAGGAAGUUGGCUCACUGUCACAUGUUUAAUAACAUUUUCCUGUGUAUUAUUGAUUUAUGUAGUUAUACUUAUCAGUCUUUAUGCCUUCUUCCCUUAGAAAGGACUUUACAUUUAUGAAUGAAUUUAU